Ambispora leptoticha is the source of this 453-nucleotide messenger RNA. The record is from the annotation of a GenBank genome assembly. NCBI's taxonomy places the organism in Eukaryota, Fungi, Glomeromycota, Glomeromycetes, Archaeosporales, Ambisporaceae.
AUGCAAUCUUCACCAUCAACUGGACAUAUAAAUUUUAUUAGUGGAACAAUUGAUAUCUUCAACCAGCAACCACCUCAGCAAAUGCCUCAGCAAUUUACUCCAGCUAGACACGUAAACAUAAUGCAACCUCCACCACAUCAACAGCAAUUACCUCGACAACUUUCAGCUGUACAUAUAGAUUUUCUUACUGGGACAAUUAAUAUCUUCAAUCAACAACCACCUCCGCAACCAACUCAGCAACCGCUUCAGCAAUUGUCUCCAGCUAGACAUGUGAACAUAAUGCAACCUCCGCCACAUCAACAACAAUUACCUCGACAACUUUCAGCUGUACAUAUAGAUUUUCUUACUGGGACAACUAAUAUUUUCAAUCAACAACCUCAGCAACUGCCUCCAGCUGGACAUGCAAAUUUAACGCAAGAGUUUAUAACCGGAACCACUGAUAUAUUUAGCUAA